This is a messenger RNA of Hippopotamus amphibius kiboko, 963 nucleotides long. Its product is annotated as olfactory receptor 56B4-like. Gene Ontology annotation, biological process: G protein-coupled receptor signaling pathway. The record is from RefSeq and is a predicted model, not a curated record. Gene Ontology annotation, molecular function: olfactory receptor activity. Lineage: Eukaryota; Metazoa; Chordata; Mammalia; Artiodactyla; Hippopotamidae. Gene Ontology annotation, cellular component: membrane.
AUGGGUAUCUCCACCAGUGCUACCAACAGUUCCAGCCUCCAGAUUUCCCAGUUCAUCUUGAUGGGGCUCCCAGGCAUUCAUGACUGGCAGCACUGGCUCUCUCUGCCAGCUCCGCUCUACUCCUUAGCCCUUCUUGCAAAUCUUCUCAUCAUGAUCACCAUCCAACACGAGCCCUCACUGCAUGAGCCUGUGUACCAUUUUCUGGGCAUAUUGACAGUUGUGGAUAUUGGCCUGGCUACCACCAUCAUGCCUAAGAUUCUGGCUAUCUUCUGGUUUGAUGCCAAGGCCAUCAGCCUCCCUGAGUGUUUUGCUCAGAUCUAUGCCAACCACUGCUUCUUUUGCAUGGAGUCUGGUAUCUUCCUCUGCAUGGCAGUGGGCAGAUACAUAGCCAUCUGUCACCCUCUUCGAUACCCCUCCAUAGUCACUGAGGCUUUUGUGAUCAAAGUCACACUGUCUAUGAUCCUCAGGAAUGGCCUGUUGACCAUCCCAGUGCCUGCACUGGCUGCCCAGAGACAUUGCUGCUCCAGGAAUGAAAUUGACCACUGCCUAUGCUAUAACUUGUGGGUUAUUAGCGUGGCUUGUGAUGACAUCACUGUGAACAAAUUUUACCAGCUGAUCUUAGCAUGGAUCCUGACAGGGAGUGAUAUGGCUCUGGUUUUUUCUUCCUAUGUUUUAAUCCUUCAUUCUGUGCUGAGGCUGAACUCACCAGAAGCAAUGUCAAAGGCUCUGAGCACCUGUAGCUCCCAUCUCAUCCUCAUCCUCUUCUUCUACACAGGUAUCAUUGUACUAUCUGUCACACACCUUGCAGAGGAAAAGAUUCCUCUUACUCCUGUACUCCUUGAUGUGCUGCACAAUGCCAUCCCUGCUGCACUCAACCCCAUGGUCUAUGCACAUAGGAUGCGUGAGCUCGGACUGGGCAUCCAGAGGCUGCUUGGGCUCUGUGAAGAUGUGUCCACCAAUUAA